AUGCCUUUUCUCCAGUGGACACGCCCGCGUCGCCAUGGUGCUGCUCGAAGCCACGUGGAACACUCGUCUACAGACGACACUAACACUGUAUCGAGUGUGAUUAUAUCAGUGUCGGUACGCACCCCUUCCGGGCUGCACCCAGCGCAGCUCGCAUCGUUCCCCGUCAGACCAUAUCCCAUUGAACGCGUUCCUCCUCCUGCUCCUUCUCCUCGCUGCCUUCCACCUGCCGACCACUCCCAUGGCGGCGCUACUGGGAAGGGGAAACCUGGGGGGCUCGCAUUGGCGAGCAAGGAGUGCACGGUGUGUUUGAGUGACUGUAACGAAGGGGAGCUGGUUCGCGCUUUGCCCUGCGCGCAUCGGUUCCACGUCAGCUGCAUCGACCACUGGCUUGCUGCCACGACCACCUGCCCCAUGUGCCGAACGGACCUCAGGGCUGCACCGUUGGAUCAUCAUCUCAAUCACUUCAAACCAUCAGCCUCAUUGCUCUGCCUGCCUGACAAGGCCACAACUUAG
This is a messenger RNA of Closterium sp. Naga37s-1, 513 nucleotides long. The record is from the annotation of a GenBank genome assembly. Lineage: Eukaryota; Viridiplantae; Streptophyta; Zygnematophyceae; Desmidiales; Closteriaceae.